UGUCUACCCCCUGCGGAGCAUACAAAAGGGAGGUGGGGAAGUGGGUCUUGAGUCACUGGUAGACCAGACCGUCAUGUCCACAGGUACCGUAGAUACUCAACGACGCUUGGAUGAUCAACACCUGGCCCUGUUCGGGUACAGGAGGGAAUUCCGGCGAGUGUUCACCAAGUUCGGGGCGUUCGGGAUUUCUUUCUCGAUAAUUGGAUUAUUUCCAAGUAUCGCGUCGGUCCUGGGAUACGCCAUACCGAAUGGUGGCACGGCAUCGAUGGUGUGGGGCUGGCUCACCGCGUCCGUAUUCAUCCUAGCAAUCGGGUUGGCUAUGGCCGAGUUGGCGAGCGCGAUCCCCACCUCCGGUGGACUUUAUUUCUGGACCUAUCAGUACGCUUCUCCUCAGUGGAGGAAGCCGCUCGCCUGGGCUGUCGGUUACUGCAACACGAUCGGUUGUAUAGCCGCCGUCGCAUCGAUUGAUUGGGGUUGUGCGACCCAGAUUAUGGCAGCGGCCACGCUCACCAACCCAUCCUUCUCGCCUGCGGUAGGCGAGACUUUUGCGGUGUACCUGGCUGUCGUUAUCUCGCAUGCCUUGUUAUGCUGCUUUAAGACAUCUGUGCUUGCGCAUUUACAAAAUGCAUACGUGAUUCUCAACAUUGCUCUGUGUUUAGGGAUACUGAUUGCGGUUCCCAUUGCAACCCCUAAGGAGUAUCACAAUAAAGCAUCGUAUGCUUUAGGUGAAUUCACGAAUCUCGAUGGGUGGCCAAAUGGGUUCGCUUUCAUCCUUUCAUGGAUGUCACCCGUGUGGACCAUUUGCUCAUUCGAUGCUAGUGUACAUAUUAGCGAAGAGGUAGUAAGUGCGGCGACCGCUGUCCCUUGGGGAAUUGUCCUUGCUGUUAGCACCAGUGGUGUUCUGGGCACUGCAAUCCUCAUCACGCUCAGCUUCUUCAUGGGCACCGACAUGGAAGCCAUUGCGAAUAAUCCAAUAGGUCAACCAAUGGCGACCAUUCUCUUCAACUCGCUGGGGAAGAAGACCACGCUUGCUUUCUGGGUGAUCAUGGUCACUGUACAGUAUAUGAUGGGGAGUAGUAUGCUUUUGGCUGCUUCACGGCAGACAUUUGCGUUCGCUCGAGAUGGCGCGCUCCCUUUCUCCACGUACCUCUACCGGCUGAACUCGUUUACCGAAGCACCCGUAAACACUGUCUGGUUUUCUGCAGUUGGAGCCAUACUCCUUGGGCUGCUUGCAUUUGCGGGUCCUGCGGCAAUUGAUGCCGUUUUUGCUCUGUCUGUUGUUGGACUCUAUGUGGCGUACUCUAUUCCGAUCAUCUGCCGGUUUUGCGCCCCCCCGGACACAUUUCGCCGAGGUCCAUUCCAUCUUGGCAGAUGGGGCCGCCCAGUAGCUGUGGUUGCAGUACUCUUCAUGGCGCUCAUCAGUGUCAUCUUUCUCUUCCCAAGUAGACCCCAAACAAACAGAACUGACAUGAACUACACCAUUGUCGUGAUGGGAGUCGUUUUGCUCCUUUCAUUUGCAUGGUACUAUGUUCAUGGCAAGAAUGAAUUUCAAGGGCCACGGUCUACCACCACUACCAGACUAUUACCGCCAAGACAGGGGCAGGGGCAAACUUAAAGGGGGAACAUCUUUUAGGUUACUGUUUCCUGCUUGGCUUUCGGUUUUUGACACUGAGCCAAGUCCCCUUCCUGCGAACUUGUUUUCCCGUAAUCGUUCUCCUGUACUAGUUUACCCAUUUCGCCACCCUGUGUAUUAGUAACAUAAGUGUAUGUACUCAUUCUUCUUCGCUUCCUCAUUUUGCUGGGGAUCGAACGCUGGGCCGUCGGUAUAUAUUCA
Molecule: messenger RNA, 1834 nt
Organism: Cantharellus anzutake
Lineage: Eukaryota; Fungi; Basidiomycota; Agaricomycetes; Cantharellales; Hydnaceae
Product: amino acid/polyamine transporter I
Exons: 14
Coding region: 74-1615 (513 amino acids)
Biological process (GO): transmembrane transport
Cellular component (GO): membrane
Molecular function (GO): transmembrane transporter activity
Source: RefSeq, a predicted model, not a curated record